AUGGAGUCCAGGGAACCAAACUCAGCAUCAGCCGCCAGACAUAUGUCUCACAAUCCACAGCUUGGGUACAAUCUACUGUCACAAGGUGAUGAAAUGGACUUCUCAAAUGUCAUAUUUUCCGAGUUUGACCCUAGCUACCAUCAGCCACCAGCCAUGAUCGAUGCCGUGAAUAGCUCCGGCACAGAUGAAACGCUGUCAGAUCUAGAUCUGACUAUGAGUAGCCUGAAAGCCAAGCCUCCAGGCUCUGCCUUCAACCCACCGUUUGAGCCAACCGCUCCAUUCAUCGGACUUGAGCAACAGUACGUAAUUUGCUAUCAUAAACAGCAUAAACAAGAGCCAGUCUAA
Molecule: messenger RNA, 345 nt
Organism: Aspergillus clavatus NRRL 1
Lineage: Eukaryota; Fungi; Ascomycota; Eurotiomycetes; Eurotiales; Aspergillaceae
Exons: 2
Coding region: 1-345 (114 amino acids)
Source: RefSeq, a predicted model, not a curated record